CUCGCUAGAUAUGACGUAAUGGCAGAUGGGCGGGGAAUAUGAUGACUUCAAGUGCGGACGCAAAUAGCGGAUUUUGGAGUAUCCGAUAACAAGGCAUUAGAUUAGAUUAAAAGAAGAGACAUGAGUGCCUCAAGCACGAUGCAAAAAGGCUUUAUUUUUCUACUGAUUAUUUGGAAUUCAUCCUUUUUUGCCUCAGGAAAGACAGCCGAAAAUCACCUUCAAUUGUCACUGGGGUGUGAAGCUGUGAUACCAUGUCAACAUAACAAAAGUGGCUCCGUCUCUUUCAAAUGGCUUUACGAGAAAGAUGGACGUAGUAACAAAAUCCAGAUAUUUUUUGAAGACAAGACAGGAGUACAACACCUUCAGCAGGUCCUCCGUCCCAGAAUGAAGGUUCUGCGUGAUGGUUCCUUGGUCAUUGAUAACUUCACAGAGGAGGAUGAAGGCCUGUACUGGUGUGAAAAUUGUAUUAAAGACAAUUGUUGGAAUAAAUAUACCAGAGUCACCAGUGUGAAGAAAGGAAUUCUGAAAGAAACUAAUAAGACAUUCUAUGUAACUGCGGGCAGCAAUUUUAUUCAUGCAUGUCCAGGUGAAUUGACUAACUUAAAAUGGACUUUUGAAGUCAGUAACAUGACUGCACUUAGGGAAUCACACUUUGUGACUUCCAACAAGUCUAUACACAUUUUAAAUGUGAAAAGAGCAGAUGCUGGGAAAUAUAUCUGCUGGACAAGUGGAUGUAAUGGACACGUGCAGAAGCUACUUACUAUCAACUUGUGUGUUAUUACAGUACAUCACAGAGAGGAUUCAUCUGUUUCUUGUGCUGUGGUGUGUGACAUGGAAUUCAGUAAAAUCAAUCCAAACAGCACAUCGAAUGUGACAGACACAAGGACAGGACUUGUAGAUGCAUAUGGGGAUUUAAAUUGCAGUAGAAAGCAGACGUUUGAUGGAUACAGUACAGUUAACAGCACUCUUGGACCAUCAAAUGCUUAUAAUAAAACAGAUAUACCUCCAGAGCCUGAAUAUCUGAUUCCAGUUAUUUAUGGAACAUCAGCAACCCUUACAUGUCUUAUUUUAAUAGCACUUUUAAUUUGCUAUCUCAGACCAAGAUUGUGGGCAGCGUUUCCUAUAUACGUUUCUUGCUGUGGCUUGAAUGGCAGGGUGGAAGAGGAGACUUCAGUGAUUUAUUCAUCAAUUGUCAUCAGGAGACCUGCUAAAAUAACAAACAAUCAUAUGACUUACAGUGAAUGUGUGUAUAGUGAAAUAAAUGUAUAAAGAAAAAGGUCCAUAAACAUGGUCCAUAAAUGCCACAGAUGUAAUGAGUUCCCACCUUCACUGUCACAUGAUUAAGUAAAUGAUUCCUCAAAAAAUGGGCUUCAUGACGAAAACAUGUAUGUGACUUCACCCACGCAUGUUCUGAAGGGAAAUUUUUAAGCAAUGGACGUUUUGGAAUGGAAGUUUCCUUACUGAGUGAAGUGACCCACGAAUAAGAGCUGACUCAAUUCGUUCCACAAUAAAAAUUACUAUUAGUUUCUUUUCUUUUUUAUUUCUUUUUUUUUUUUUUUUUUUUUUACCUUUUUUCAAACACAGGGACAUCCUUUCUGAAUAAUAAUUCAGGUGUUCCCAACCAAAAUAUUUAUAUUGGUCCAGAAUUUUAAUGAGAAACGUUGGUUUGAUACUAAUUUAUUAAAGAGGUUUGUGUAAAAAUG
This is a messenger RNA of Dicentrarchus labrax (European seabass), 1703 nucleotides long. Its product is annotated as carcinoembryonic antigen-related cell adhesion molecule 15-like. The record is from RefSeq and is a predicted model, not a curated record. Bases 121 to 1269 code for a protein of 382 amino acids. NCBI's taxonomy places the organism in Eukaryota, Metazoa, Chordata, Actinopteri, Moronidae. The transcript is spliced from 8 exons.